AUGGUCUACAAUCUCACGGCAGAGCUCUUUGCCGAAUGGGCCAUUGGAAUCAUUGUGGCUGGCAUCCGCAUCUAUUCGCGAUGCUUCGUCGACAAGAGAGGGCUGUACUGGGAUGAUGUGUUCUUGAUCCUCGGCCUGAUAUUCUGGACUUUGAUGACCAUCACACUCUAUCUUUGCACAGAUGUAUAUGGCUCGAAUAUCGGUCUCAACCCGGAGACUGCGCUUGAUAUUCCGGACAACGAGGUCCAAUGGUAUAAAAUCGGCUCGGUGUGCGCUUUCGUCGCCUGGAUUGCAUACAUUGUAGCUGUCUGGGCAUUUAAGGGAGUGCUGGUGUUUCUGUGCACUCGACUCACAAUGGGACUCUGGCAGCAUCGCCUUUCGGUAAUCGUUGGACUGCUAUGCAUUGGUACAUUCCUCGUAUCCUUGAUCUUUGACCUUGCCAUGUGCCGACCCAUCCACAAAAACUGGCAGGUCAAGCCCUACGCUGGAAACAACUGCACCCUCCGACCCUUGAACUACAUUGUUAUCGAGGUGCUCAGCAUCGUAACGGACCUCGCAGUCAUGUGUGUCCCUGUCCCCCUGGUCAUGACUGCUCGCAUACCCGCGACGCAGAAGAUAAUGCUAGUGGCUCUCUUCUGUUCCGGUAUCUUCGUCAUGAUCUGCGCGAUCCUCCGUGCCUAUUACUCCGUCACGGACAUUAACACUCUCGCGACCGCCUUGGGAUGGGCAUCACGCGAGUGCUUCGUAUCGGUCAUCAUCGUCUGCGCCCCCGGCAUCAAGCCCCUCUUCAAGCGGUUCCGGUGGUUCCGCACGAACAUGUCGAGCAACGAAUACUCAAACUCAAUAUCCCACGGCAAGGUGUUCUCUUCCAAGACAGGAAAUUUUAACACCCUUGUCUCCACCCAUGAUCGAACCCCUUACGAGAUGGCCCCUUCGGCCGGUUGGAGAAAGCACAAGGCCAAGCCCUCCUCCGGCGAGAGCCAAGAGGGGAUCAUUCCACCCUCGGGGGCAAAGCAGGAUGGGGACGCAGACAUGGGUAUCCGAGUCACGACGGAUGUCCGCCUCGAGCUGGAGAAGACGCAGACGGGUGUAUCUGGGCGAUCACAUUAUUGA
This is a messenger RNA of Aspergillus campestris IBT 28561, 1113 nucleotides long. RefSeq lists its product as uncharacterized. Lineage: Eukaryota; Fungi; Ascomycota; Eurotiomycetes; Eurotiales; Aspergillaceae. The coding region runs from base 1 to 1113 and encodes 370 amino acids. The record is from RefSeq and is a predicted model, not a curated record. The transcript has 6 exons.